This is a messenger RNA of Cladocopium goreaui, 5088 nucleotides long. The record is from the annotation of a GenBank genome assembly. Lineage: Eukaryota; Dinophyceae; Suessiales; Symbiodiniaceae.
AUGGCGAACGUGCUGGAGAAGGGCAUCGUAAUGCAGUUCCCGGAGGAAGAGAAUGGCAAUCCUCUCGAAGCUCAGAUCAUGGGUCGCAAUGGAGUUGGCGAUCGUCUCAGUGGAGCAGUCGAACUUAGGAUCGAUGACAAAAUUAAGAUAUUACGUCAUCAGAGCGUGGAGACGGAUGGUCAGAUCCAGGUUGGCGAUCUGACUGGAAUUGGAAGCAUGAAAGCGACACUGCAGGUGACGAGAAUUAGUCGAUACUAUCUGAUGGACGAGCGCUAUCCCGAGAUGAGCAUGGACAAAAUCGACAUUGUGGAGAACUUCGACGAGACAAUUAUAGACUUUUUGGCAACUAGGGCGAAGGAUCCGGAGAACAAGCCCAUGGGAGACGUACCUAGUGGUGUUCCUUCGGUGGCCGGAAACCAGAGUCAACAGGCAACGGGUACGACGGGGAAGUUGAGCUCAUCGUACCCUCCGAUCUUCUAUAUGAGACCGGGAGAGAGCUGGGAGCAAUACUGGAGGAGCGUCACCUUUUGGGUGGCCUCAGAAGGUAAGUCCUUGCCCCAGGAGAUGCAAGGACCCCGACUCAUGCAGCAGUUGCGUGAGAGAGCAGGGAAGAUCGUGCAGCACUUAACGGUGGAGGAAGUUUCCGGAGCCGAUAGAAUUCAGAGGAUUAAGCAGGAAAUGGAGAGAAGCCCCAUCAUCAAACUUCUGGACCAGAAGAAGGUAGACCAAAGGAGACAGAAGUUCAUGAAACCCACCCGCUUGCAUGGAAAAUCAAUUGAAAGUUUUUUGAAUCGCGCUGAAAUUUACCAGCGUGAGAACCAGUCUUCACCCGCCUAUCAGGUGGGAUCGAAGUUUUACAUUGGACAUCUUUUGGAUGCAGCCCGCUUGACCAAGAGGGACUUGGCCCUGGUGAAGGCUGCAAGUCAAGGUACUCUGGAGGAUGAGGACCUUUGUGACCACCUCGCUGAUGGACUUGGCAGAGCAGAGGACAAGUACCUGGUGCAGAAGGCGACUACAUCUUCCAGUAUGACAUCACCAUUGCAGAGCUCUACGGCGACACCUGGAGUGAGGAAGAACCGAAGGAAGUUCUUCGGGAGACGACGUUUUCGGGAUGCGCUGAUGGCAAUCCUGGAAGAUGAGGACGGAGCUGAUGAGGAUGGAUUGGACGACGAGACAGUUAUGCCAGAUGGCAUUGGCGACGAAUCAGUUUAUGAGGAGGAGGACGAUAUGACUUCGUUCGGUGGGUCGUCAACGCAGGCAACCUCUGUGAUGGAAGCUUCGUCGGCUGGAACUAUGUCGUCUACUACCUCUUCUACGGCUUCGACAUCAGACGCAUUUCUGGCAGAGAUUUUCGCACAGGAGUACAAAGCCAGGAAUCGCGUGCGUGAGAUCAAGAAGAUGAGACAGUACUUCCAGAAGGAAGGACAUGCACCAGGAGGGCCACAAGGCGACAAAGAUCGAGAACAAGUGAAGCGAUGGGUGAAGCAGCAGCAGAAGACGGAGUGCCCGUAUAGAAACAAGGCACCAGUGCAUGCGACCAAUGUCACAUUUCCCACGGGCAACAGACAAGCUGAUGCCGACUGGGAUUUCCUCCGACAGUGCGCCCAGUCCGAGUCGAUGUACAAGAGUGCACCACAGAGGGGGGGGAGGAUUUCUGUCGUUGCGGGGAAUUGUCCACCAUUGUUGUCAAAGCCUGUGUGCACAACCUUGGGUCUCAUGGUUGACACGUCAGCGCAUGCAGUGACAUCUAAGAAGUAUGGCAUCAAAAGGUUUGGACUAAGUCAAUCGGCAGGAGGUCACUAUGUCAUUCCGAUUGAUCAGGUGUCAGACAUGCAACCAGUUCCCAGUGAUUUCAGUUUGCAGCCACAACAUGAAGUGUUUCCGCUGGUGCCCAGUGGAUCAACGGUGAAGGAGUCACCAACCUCGCGCCCCACCGUCCUGACUGUGCACUCGGUGUCGGAUGAUCGACAACAGCCCAUGGGAGAACGUCGGGAUGCUGGAGGACGAGACCCACGCCAUCUCGUCCGACGAGGAUCAGGAUCCGCAGAGGAGGACGUCGAGAGCAGUCAGACGCCGGGCAUCGAGAACUUUGUCGGAGAGCCGACAUCGAUCACCGAGCAGAACGCCACAGAUCUCCAAGGAGAUGGUGGAGAUGCAGGCACAGAUGGCUCAGAUGGCAACGAUGAUGAUGGAAAUGCAGGAGAUGGCAACAGCAGCCAAAGCCAAAGCGAAGAGCCGGAGCAAGGCGGCGGGAUCUGGUCAGACCGCCCCCAAGGAGAACAAGAAGGCGGCCCUGACAGGUCGGGAGGCCGAUUUCCCGACUCUGUCACAUCGCUACAGCUACGACGUCACCUUCAACAUCCUCGGCAGCAUCACGGAGCAGGCCCUGACGUUCAAGUGGAAGCUUUUGCUACUUAUGCUGAGGAUGAAACAGGCAGUGGAGGCAGACAAGUCAACCAGGAGGAGAUGGAAGAGGAACCCGAGAUGGAUCAUGCACAUGAACGGCAGAUUCCUGGCGGGACUAUGGGGCCAUCUGGGCAGCGCCCGUCAGUUGUGCUUCAACCCGAAGGUCUACCCGCUGGCUCUAGCCGACACGGAGGAGAAAGAGAGCAAAGACAAGCGCAGAGGUUCCAAGGGCUCCAACUGACGGAUCCCAAUGCCACGACGACUGCAGAACAACGGAGACGUGCAGCCGAGCGGUUGGAUGUCGUGUUAGAAGGCCAACUAUGUCCUGGAGGAGACCUUCAUGAGGAGCUACAUCAAACUGGAGACCUUUCUGAGGAGCUACAUCAAACUGGAGCUCAGCGUCUUGGUGGAGCCCUUCUUGAGGAGCUACUUCAAAGUGGAGAUCUUGGUUCCGGAGGAGCACAGUCUGAGGAGAUGCCAACAUUUCAGACAGAGGUCCAACCAAAAGGAAAGAAGAUCACUUUGAACAGACGUCAGACGAGGAGCAUCCGGCAGGGUGUCCAGAAGGCUCUGCGGAUGCAACACCGUAUAUAUGAAGCCGCACAGAUGAAGAGGCGGCCUUGGACUUUGUUGGAGGUCUUCGCAGGAAAGGCUACGUUGUCCUCAAUGGCCAGACAAUCACCUGAAUGGGAAGUACUACCACCUCAGGAUGUACUAUAUGGACUGGACCUGCUCAAGGAGGAGCACGUGCAGUUGCUGAAAGAUGUCAUUGAGAAGCAACGUCCGGAUGUGGUGACCUUGUCACCUCCAUGUGGUCCGUGGAGCUCUUGGCAGAGGAUAAGGAAGAGAAAGGAUCUUCUACAGGCUCUACGUCGUGAACACCAGCCCUUUUGGGACCUUGUGUGCUGGAUCUGGGCCUUUCAGAACACGCAUGGUGGAAUUGUUGUGUUGGAGCAGCCCAAGCAAAGUGAUGCCCUCAAAAUGCCCAAGAUGACACGGAGAGAACGUGUGUAUGAGAAAGAGGUGCACAUGUGCCAAUUGGGGUUGGAGGACGUGGUGAGCGGUGCUCCACACAAAAAGGCCACAGCGGUUCAGAUGAACCAUCCUAUGAUUUGCACGACGCUUUUUCCUGAGAAGAAGUGUGACCAUCCACCUGGAGCACAUCAACCUCUAGAAGGAUCAGUGGCAGUAUGGGAUGAGACAACGAGAAGGUACAAGGCAGUCAGAAGGUCGACGCUUGCAGCGGAAUGGACACCGUCAUUCUGCGAUUGGUUGUUGGGCGGCUUGGAAGCUAUGCAAGAGGAGUCUGCACAGGUGUUUCACCUGGAACUUCAUCGGGAAGUACCAAGUACAAAGCUGUGGGAAACGGUUCCGACAGAGCUGGAGCAGACCCCAGAGGGACAAAUCCGACAGCACCUCCAGCAGAAUGAGUUUGGCACCAGGUACGACUACAUCAGUUUUUCAGGGACGGCAGCAAUGGUGAGUCGCACGAUGAGGUCAACUCUGGCUCAUCUUCAUGUGGCUUUGGGCCAUGUUAGCAAUGCCAAAUUGAAAAGAAUGAUGCUUUUGAAUGGCGCCAAACCGGAGCUGGCCGAGAUCAUAGAUCACUUGGAGUGCCAAAUAUGCAAACAGGUACAGAGCCCGAUGGCAACACCAAAGGCAGCCUUUCAGCGGCCAAUGUGCUUCAAUGAACGCAUCCUGUCGGACACGUUCUAUGUGUGGGAUGUGGAGGAGACCAAGUUUGCGGUGACCCACAUCAUUGACGCCUUCUCGCUCUACCAGAUUGCCACGGCGGCCAAGGACCCAUCGGCAGAAACCUCGGUCGAGUUGAUCCGAGACCGUUGGUUAGGGGUAUUUGGCCCUCCAGCGGUCCUCAUGACGGAUCAGGGCAGUGAGUUCAAGGGAGAGAUGGAGCCAUUGCUGGCAACUUUUGGAGUAUUCCAUGAGAUGGUGCCCCCUACAGCUCAUUGGAGGAUGUCAUUGGCUGAGCGGCAUGGAGCGGUGUUAAAGGUAUUGCUGAUGAAGAUCAUCAAGGAACAGUCCAUUGUGGGAUUGGGGCAAUUGCAGAUGGCUGUUGUAGCUGCAACGGCGGCGAGAAAUAGCCAAGCCAGAGUGUCUGGCUUUGCCCCUACUCAGUUGGUCUUUGGGAAAGACACCGCCAUGCCCACGAACCUCAUGGAAGCGCUAGCAGGACAGUUUCACUACCAGCUGGCGAGACCUACAUCACCUGAAGAUUCCUUCUACCGAGCUAGCCAGAUCAGAAAGGCAGCUUCGGAUGCCUUCCAGUGGAUGGAGGCGAGCGACGCACUGAAAAAGGCAGCAGGUUCCAGAGCUAGGCUGCCCAAACUGGAGUUGCUCACAGAAGGAGCUCAAGUGAUGUUCUGGGAACCUCCGGCACACAGGAGAGGUUUGGCACGGAGGCUACAGGACAACAUCUCAUGGAUCGGACCAGCGGUGGUGGCAGCAAUCGAGAGAAAGGACGGGUCCAUCAAGAGAGUCUGGGUCCGGUACAAGAACAAACUGAAAGGUGUCCCUCUUGAAUUUGUACGGUUAGCUGUGGCAGAGGAACAUGAGGCCACGAGCAUAACCAAGGAGGCAUUGCAGGAGUUAGCGAAACAAUUGGAUUCCGGACGAGUCAAUGCAGAAGUUCCGGAUACAUCAUCCUCUUCGUCUUCAAGCUGA